This is a messenger RNA of Perca fluviatilis (European perch), 744 nucleotides long. RefSeq names its product apolipoprotein D-like. Lineage: Eukaryota; Metazoa; Chordata; Actinopteri; Perciformes; Percidae. The coding region runs from base 65 to 634 and encodes 189 amino acids. The transcript has 5 exons. The record is from RefSeq and is a predicted model, not a curated record. Gene Ontology annotation, molecular function: pigment binding.
UAUAAAAACUGCACCAAAACUCAGAACUUCACUGCUACCCGGUAAGACAGGUUGUAAAAAAAAGAUGAACACCAUCCAGGUGAUUUCCCUGACCCUGCUGUCCGUUCUGGUGGCCAACGCUCAGUUCAUCAUGCCAGGAAGAUGCCCCAAGCCUGCUGUUCAAGAGGACUUUGAUGCUACCAGGUAUGUUGGUAAGUGGUAUGAUAUCCAGAGACUGCCAAAUACCUUCCAGAAGGGGGAGUGCGCCACGGCCACCUACACCUUGAGCCCUGGAUUUGGAUUUGGUGCUCUCAACAGAGAGCUGCUUGCUGAUGGGACCAUUAUAUCCGUCAUUGCCUCUGCCAUAGCAGAAGAUCCCUCUGAGCCUGCUAAGCUGCAGAUCUUUUAUGAGAACGAUGCCCCUGUUCCUUACUGGGUGCUGUCCACCGACUACGACAACUACGCUCUGGUCUACAGCUGCAUUGAACUCGGGGCGAUGCAUGCGGCACAUGCCAGUAUCUUGAGCAGGCAGCCCACCCUGCCUGAGGAGACAAUCAAGGAGCUACAUGGCACCCUGUCCUCUUUUGGAGUCGGAGUGGAUAAGCUGCUCACCACCAACCAGGAUACAGCUUCCUGCAGCGCCAUGAACCAGUAAACAGAUUGAGAUAGUCUCUACAGAUUGUGGUGCAUUGUGGUGCUUUUGAUUGUACUUUCACUGUUUGUUUCAAACUAAGUCAAUAAUGCAAUAAACUUAUUUUAUCGGCA